AUACAAAAUAGGAAAUACAAAAAGUAGUAAUCCUUCUACUUUCUUUCGAUGCCUUCCAAAAUCAAAACUAUCUUCUUCUCAAUUUUCCUCUUUGUCAUUUUCCGCCAACUCAGAACCUCAUCAGCCCAAACGGCAGUAAAAGCUGCGUAUUGGUUCCCGGAGAGUGAGUUUUCGGUCACCAGUAUAGACUCCUCCCUAUUCACAGUACUUUUCUGCGCUUUUGCUCAACUGAACCCCCAAAACUACCAAGUCUUCAUUCCUUCCCAAAAUGCCCAAAAGUUCUCAACUUUCACCUCCACCGUUCGACGCCGAAACCCCUCCGUCAAAACCCUCAUCUCCAUCGGCGGAGGUGCGGCCGACAAGUCCGUCUACGCCGCCAUGGCCUCGGACUGGAACCGCCGCCAAGCUUUCAUACAUUCUUCGAUAAGCCUGGCCAGGUCCAACAACUUCCUUGGCCUCGACCUCGACUGGGAGUACCCUUCGACCCCGGACCAGAUGACCCAGUUCGGCUAUCUCGUCGACGAGUGGCGCUCCGCUGUCGCCGAAGAGGCCCGGAACUCCGGACGACCGCCCCUACUUCUCGUGGCGGCGGUUUUCUACUCUUCUAGAUAUGAAACCGGCGAUGAAUACGUCGUCCCUGCCCUGGCGAGAAGCUUGGAUUGGAUCAACGUUAUGGGGUACGACUUCUACGCGCCGGAUUGGUCGAGCGUGACCGGACCUCCGGGAGCUCUGUACAAUCCGGGAAGGUCGGCAAAUGCCGACAACGGCAUCAGGGCUUGGAUUCAGGCGGGUUUCCCGGUUAACAAGAUAGUUCUGGGGUUUCCUUUCAUUGGGUAUGGAUGGACCCUUUUGAACCCGAGUAACAAUGGCUACUUUGCCCCGACGACCGGAGCUGCUUUUCCGGACAACGGAGCAAAAACUUAUCAGCAGAUCAAGGAGUUCAUAGCUAAUAAUAGGGCCACCGCAGUGUUCAACUCAGCAGUGGUAAGCGAUUACUGUUACUCUGGGAGGACUUGGUUUGGUUAUGAUGAUACUCAAAGUAUUAUAACUAAGGUUAGGUACAUUAAAGAGAAGAGACUACGUGGCUAUUUUGCAUGGCAUGUUGGAGGCGAUAACAAUAUGGGACUUUCUCAAACAGCAUCGCAGACAUGGGAUCAACAGAGCAUCAGUACUACUCAUGAAACCUAAUGAUGGGAGAAGGAUAUAAUAAAGUGUGGCAUUAUAUGGAGCCAUAUCGAGGAAAUCUCGUUAAAAUAAUGAAUAAAUGAACAAUGUGAAGUGGUGUAAUAAGUGGUGAUUUAUUAAUUAAAGGAAUUAUGAGACAAUAUAUGUACUGAGAAUGGUAACUGAUCGAAAUUCCUUAUAUA
Humulus lupulus (European hop) is the source of this 1367-nucleotide messenger RNA. Its product is annotated as class V chitinase-like. Gene Ontology annotation, molecular function: chitinase activity; chitin binding. NCBI's taxonomy places the organism in Eukaryota, Viridiplantae, Streptophyta, Magnoliopsida, Rosales, Cannabaceae. The transcript has 2 exons. Gene Ontology annotation, biological process: chitin catabolic process; carbohydrate metabolic process. The record is from RefSeq and is a predicted model, not a curated record. Gene Ontology annotation, cellular component: extracellular region. Bases 49 to 1188 code for a protein of 379 amino acids.